Molecule: messenger RNA, 3803 nt
Organism: Chinchilla lanigera (long-tailed chinchilla)
Lineage: Eukaryota; Metazoa; Chordata; Mammalia; Rodentia; Chinchillidae
Gene: Gal3st2
Product: galactose-3-O-sulfotransferase 2
Exons: 4
Coding region: 989-2146 (385 amino acids)
Biological process (GO): glycolipid biosynthetic process; glycoprotein biosynthetic process
Cellular component (GO): membrane
Molecular function (GO): galactosylceramide sulfotransferase activity
Source: RefSeq, a predicted model, not a curated record
CUCACAGUGAUCCUCCUGCCUCAGCCUCCUAAGUGCUGAGAUUACAGGUGUGUGCCCCCAUGCCCGGCUUGUAAGUUAUUUGUAUUGCAUCCAGCGUUUCAGGAUAACAGGGAUGGGUGAUAGCACCAUACCAGGCCAUCAGACACUUGUGUCCAUGCAUGUAUACCUUAAAGAUUGAGCAUCAAUUUAUUAUCUGAUGUUUCCUGAAUAAUCCAACAUACCAAAUAAGCCUAAUUAGUCACCGUCUCUGCAAGGUGAGGCCACGUCCUUUGACCUGGGUCUCCAGGGCCAACCAGAAGACUUCAAAGUACAAAGAGGUUAAAUCUAGAACUCUGAGCUCAAGGAAGUCUGCCAGACGUUGAAAGGUUAAAACAGAUAGUCUAAAUUAUGGUCACAAAUAGCUGUGGAAUAAAAUAGUUAAUCAUUUAAGCAGAGUUAGAAGUAAUUACUUUAUAGGGCUAUAAAGGGAUUAAAAGACUUAAAGCAAAUAGAUGUUAAAAAACAAAACAACCUAGACUCAAAUAUAUAACUCUUUUAAGACUCAAUAUUCCUAAGUAACCAAAAACCUUGUAAAGAUAACAUGAAAUACCGGAAAUUGUCUUCUCAAAGUCUUUGCUUCUAGGCCACUUGCAGCAGCCACAGGGCACUUUGCGUGUGACAGUGAGCAUGUGGGAGACCUGGUUAGCCCCUGGACGACAACCAGAUGAAAGGAGCCUGAACGUCACAGAUGGUGGAUGUGCCGGAAGCUGGGUGUUGUCACCCCACCGAGGACAGCGACCAGGAGGGCAUGCGGAAGUGUCUAGUUACACAGCAUGAUUCCAGAUCACCAAGAAAAUACAAGAGCAAAGAACUGCAUUAUCCAGGCCUUUAAGACGAGUCUGUUAGUGUCAGGCACAAUGGCAGAGUCAGAACCUGGAGCUGAGGCAGGAGGAUCACGAAUUCGAGGGCAGCCUGGGCUACCAAGUCCCUCCGGACCAUCCUACUUUUGAUGCUGGCUGUGCUCCUGCUGGUUGGCCUCCUGCAUGUGCAUGUCAAGCUGUUCCAGCCCCAGCUCAGGGCUGAGGUGCAGGGGCCACCUGUCACCAACAUCAUGUUCCUCAAGACGCACAAAACAGCUAGCAGCACAGUGCUCAACAUACUCUACCGCUUUGCUGAGAUGCACAACCUGUCCGUGGCGCUGCCUUCGGGUCCCAACAUCCACCUGGGUUAUCCCUGGCUCUUCGUGGCGAGAUAUGUGGAGGGCGCCCUGCAGGCUGGGCCUCACCCUGGGCCUCCCCGACAAUUCAACAUCAUGUGCAACCACCUGCGGUUCAACCUGCCUGAGCAGGUGCAGAAGGUCAUGCCCAAGGGCACCUUCUACUUCUCCAUCCUGCGGCACCCGGUCACCCAGCUCGAGUCCUCCUUCACCUACUACAAGGACUUUGCACCCGCUUUCCGCGCCGCGAGCAGCCUGGACGCCUUCUUGCAGGCGCCGCACCGCUUCUACAAUGCCAGUGCGGGGCUGAGGAACGCGUACGCGCGCAACAGUAUGUGGUUUGACCUGGGCUUUGACGGCGACGCGCCGGCCGAGGACGCCUACGUGCGCGCGCGCCUGGCGGAGGUGGAGCGGCGCUUCCAGCUGGUGCUCAUCGCCGAGCACUUCGAUGAGUCCAUGGUGCUGCUGCGGCGCCGCCUGCGCUGGCGGCUGGACGACGUGGUCGCCUUCCGGCUGAACGCGCGCAGCCCGCGCAGCGUGGCGCGCCUGUCGCCCCUGGGCCGGGAGCGCGCUUUGAGCUGGAGCGCGCUGGACUGGCGCCUGUACCUGCAUUUCAACCGCACCUUCUGGGCGCGCGUACGCGCUGAGCUGGGCCCGCGCCGCCUGCGUGCCGAGGUGGAGCAGCUGCGCGCGCGCCGCCAGAAGCUCCAGACCCUGUGUCUGCAGGACCGGCUGCCUCGCAGCGGGGCGAGCAUUGCAGACCCGCAGCUGCGCCCCUACCAGUCCGGUGACGCAGACAUCCUGGGCUAUGUCCUGCGACCGGGCUUGGACAAAGCCACGCUGCAGCUGUGCCAGAGGAUGGUGACGCCUGAGGUCCAGUACAUGGCCCGCCUCUACUCGCUGCAGUUCCCCCAGAAGCCCCCCAAAAGGAUACCCUUCCUGGAGCACUAGAGCCCUCAGGCGCCGCCCCUCUGCAGCCUUUCCUGGAGACCCAGGCCACCACUGCAAGAGGGAGAGCUGCAGACCCUCAGGCCGACACACUCAGGGCACAGUCCACACGGCCCGAGGUGAGGAGUCCUUCCAGGAGACCCGUGCCCUCCCCAACCGAGGCAGACUGGGCUGCGGUCCCAAAGAACCUCAGAGCAGCUCAUUGAACUUCCUUGCCCCGAAGUGGCACUGGUUCCCGGGGAUGAGCCUGUGACCUCCCUCAGAGCUGGGCCUGGGGUUGGCAGCAUGGUGAGCGGUUUGUUUCUGAGAACGGUUGAGCUUGAGAGACAACGCCAAGCUGCUCCCACGACAAAGGGUUCAGCUCGAGCCCAGGUUGAAGGGGCUCCACAUUCCCCUCUACCACUGGCCUGAGGAGUGCGGGCAAGAGGACACCUCAUAAGACCAGGAAGCUGGGAAUGGUCUGCUUGGCCUUGGUUGUCUAGAGACCGUGUUGGAGGAGGGGUCCCUUUCCUUGAUUAUCCACAAAGAGGACCUGAAGCCCCUGCCUCGCAGGACAAGGACAAGGUCCCUGCUGCCUGGAGCCCAUGGGUAAAGUGGGGUCACACACCUACCCUGGGAAAAGUGGGGUACCUGGAGCACCCAGGAAAUGUAGGCACUCACAUGCAGAGCCCAGAGGCUCAGCCAGAGCCUGUUUGCCUGGGAGGGGGUUCCUUCUGUCAUCCAGGGCCUCAGCCCGUAAGACCCCGCAUCCCCCACAUACCUGCUGUGGGUGGGGCAUGUCCAGGUGGUCCCUGUUUUUCAGGGGAAUCAGCAUUUCACAGAAAGGGGGGAUGUCCAAGCAAUCAGAACAAGGAGCCCCUGGGACAGUUUAAGAACCUUUCCAGUACAAUUAGAGAUGUUACAGUGAAUUUGAGAAUAGGAGAGAAUAUUUGAACAUGGAUACAAUGACUUCAAACCAAACCCGAAUAGAGACAGUGAAGAAGAUGGGCGCUUGCCGAGAGCCAAGGACCUCACACUAUGCAUAGGGUCACCUGGCUCAGCCCAGAGGAAGGUGUGGGGGAAAAUCCCUGGGGGACGUAGGGGUGGAAGUCAUAUCCGAGAUGAGCCCAUGGACAAAUAAUGGGAAUCCUCGCCAAGGGAAAAGAUGAGAGGGAGGAAUCUCAGUCAAGCCAAGAAUGGGGAAAAUUGCCACACGCUGAGGAGAGAUGAGCUUCUCAGCACAAGUUCCCGUGUGAGCACUAGGCGAGGUCUGCCGCUCCCUCAGAGAGCGUGGGUGGGUGUGAGAACCCAGAGUAGGGAAGCACCGUGGCCCAUAAACAGAGCAGGUGACUGUGAGGAGGGGACGGGCAGUGGCCACUGUGCCCACAGCCCUGCCUGUGCCUAGCCACAUGUGCAGCGCUGCUCCCGGCUGCACAGCAGCUGUACAGUUGAAGUAACAAUGGCAUUUUAAUGUCGCCUUGUUUUUCCUUCCAGGUUGGUGGGAUUUAAACUGUUAUCAUCAUUUUGGAGGUAAAUUUGGGGCUCUUUACUACAAUGUACAAAAGCCUGUUGUUUGUGGUAGAGAAUUCUGGAAACCAUCUGUUCAAAUUAUCCAUUAGGCAGGAGUGUUUAAAAUGCUGCUGUACUGUGGAGUCAAUAAAACUGGGGACAUGGAAUGUGA